AUGGUUGAAUUUAAAUUAAAGGUAGAGGAAGCUAUAAAGUUAUAUAAUGAAGAAAUGAUAUGGGAUAGUCAUCUUAUUAUUCAAGAAUUAAUCCAAAAAUAUGGUGAAAAUAAUGUAUUUAAUAUUAUUAGUAUUGCAGGUGAAAUUCAAAGAAGGGCAGCAAUUAUUGCAGAAUUUAUUUUAAGUGUAAAUAAAAUGAAUAUAAAUGAAAUUAAUAUAUCUGAAAAUAUAUAUAAUUUAAAUAAUAAUUCAAAUGUUAUAUCAGAGUCUACAUCCUCAAAUAUAUAUAUAGAUCCAAAUAAUAAUGAUUCUAAUAUAUUUACAAUGCAUAUAGAAUCAAAUAAAUCUAAUAUUAAUAAAUUAACAUUAAAUAUCAAUUCAGUAAAUACAAAUAAUUCUGAAUCAAAUGUUGAUUUAUCAAUUUGUAAUAUAGAUAAAUAUUUUAAUAUAGAUGGAUCUAUUAAAAAGGAUAUUUUAAUAGGAAAUUGUAAUAGUUUAAUUGUUAAUGAAGGGAAUAAUAUUUGGAGACAUGUUAUUUCAGAUAAUUCACUUAAUUUAUGGUAUUGCUUACAUAAUGAUUCAACAAUAAUUGAACUAUGUUUUCAAGGUGAUAUAGAGACUGAUAUAUUAAAUGUAUUAACAGUUUUAUAUGAAAGAGAUUUAUAUAAAGAAUGGAUUCCAUAUUUUAAAUAUCCAAUAAAAUUUGGAUUAUCUAAUGUUAAUGAGAUGAUGAAUAAAGGUAGAUUACAUAUAAUAACAAGUAUUAAAAUAGAUAUUCCAUGGCCAUUUUAUAAUAGGGAAGUUAUUUUAGAGAUAUGGGCUAGUAAUGAAUUACAUUCUAAUAAUCGGAUUUUUAUAUACGUAUCUUCUAUAGAUGAAUUUGGAUAUAAUUCAAGGCUUGAUAUUGAGAUACCCAAACCUUCUGAAAUGAUAAGUAGAGCAAGUGUAUUAGGGGGAGGUUUUAUAACUCCAAAUUCUCAUAAUCUUACAAAUAUACUUUUUAAAUGGAAGUUUGAUUUAUUUGUCAGGGCUCCAAAUUUUAUUUUAGAUUUUUUUCUUAAAGUAUUUAUUAAAGCAUGUUGGUUAAAAUUUCGUUCAGUUUGUAUCAAUGCAAAUAAAGUUAAUUCAUUACAUUUCCAAAGAUUAACAUCUAAUUCUGAAAUAUAUAAUUUUGUAAGAGAGAAACUAAAGACAAGUCCAAAGUAUAAUAAUUCAAAUGAAGUUUAA
Molecule: messenger RNA, 1227 nt
Organism: Cryptosporidium muris RN66
Lineage: Eukaryota; Apicomplexa; Conoidasida; Eucoccidiorida; Cryptosporidiidae
Exons: 2
Coding region: 1-1227 (408 amino acids)
Source: RefSeq, a predicted model, not a curated record